AUUUUUACGCUGCUCGUUGCUCAGAGGGAGAGAAGAUCGCCGGAAAAUAUUGCCGACGGGCUCCUACCUUCGGCGCCACCUCUCAAUCCAGCGUUCCACCAGUCAAUCUCGCACGCCCAUCAAUUCAUCACGCCUUUCACCUUUAACCCCUUGUCUCCAUCUCGAAAGUCAAACAGCCCCUUAGGGUUUCCAGGUUCUCAGUGAUGGUGGCGGUGGAGACCGUCGGCGCGAUUGAAGUGGAGGAGCGGAUCCCGAAGGAGGCAAGGCGGAUUCUACACUCGCUGGCAUCGGAGUGGAGCGAUGUGGCGGAUUCGCGGGCUUUGGAAGUGGUGCAGCUCAAGGGGGCAAUGACGAACCAGGUGUUUCAGAUUAAUUGGAGGGUGGAUGGGAUGAGGGAUAGGAAGGUUUUAGUUAGGAUCUAUGGGGAAGGGGUGGAUUUGUUAUUUGAUAGGGCUGAUGAGAUCCGGGCGUUUGAGCUUGUGUCGAGGCACGGGCAGGGGCCGCGAUUGCUUGGGAGGUUCACGAAUGGACGCGUGGAGGAGUUCAUUCAUGCUAGGACCUUAUCAGCAGCCGACCUGAGAGACCCAGAGAUAUCUGCUCUCGUAGCAUCAAAACUUAGGGAGUUUCAUGACCUUGAUAUGCCUGGUCCAACCAAAGUUAUGUUGUGGGAUAAACUAAGAAACUGGCUCAAAACAGCCAAGGGCUUGUGCUCUUCUCAAGAAGCUGAAGAGUUUCAUUUUGAUGCCUUGGAUGAGGAGAUCAAUACUUUGGAGAAAUUAUUGUCAAGGGAUGGACAAAGGAUAGGAUUUUGCCAUAAUGAUCUUCAAUAUGGCAACAUUAUGAUGGAUGAGGAGACAAGACAGAUAACUAUAAUUGAUUACGAGUACGCUGGUUUCAACCCUAUCUCAUAUGAUAUUGCUAACCACUUCUGUGAAAUGGCUGCUGACUACCAUACAGACACCCCUCAUAUCUUGGACUACAAUAAGUACCCCGAUCUUGAGGAGCGCAGAAAAUUCGUUGAGAUGUAUCUGAAAUCUUCAGGUGAAGAACAAACCAAAGAGGAGAUUGAGAGCAUACUCAACUCAAUAGAGCACUACACACUUGCGAGUCAUUUAGUCUGGGGCCUAUGGGGCAUAAUUUCGGAACAUGUGAAUGAGAUUGAUUUUGACUACAUGGAGUAUGCCAGGCAAAGGUUUGAACAGUUCUGGCUGAAGAAAACUGCCAUUUUUCAGUCUCAGCCUUUUCAAUCUUAGCGUGGAUGCAUAUGUAAAUAAAUAAUUAUUUGUUUGUGUUCUUGCCUUGUAACAUAACGAUCUUAUAUUUUUCAGUGUGAUGGGUGUGCAUGUUUGAUUUCUCCCCCC
Phalaenopsis equestris is the source of this 1361-nucleotide messenger RNA. Its product is annotated as probable choline kinase 2. The record is from RefSeq and is a predicted model, not a curated record. Gene Ontology annotation, cellular component: cytoplasm. Gene Ontology annotation, biological process: phosphatidylcholine biosynthetic process; phosphatidylethanolamine biosynthetic process. The coding region runs from base 204 to 1253 and encodes 349 amino acids. NCBI's taxonomy places the organism in Eukaryota, Viridiplantae, Streptophyta, Magnoliopsida, Asparagales, Orchidaceae. The transcript has 7 exons. Gene Ontology annotation, molecular function: ethanolamine kinase activity; choline kinase activity.